Molecule: messenger RNA, 1772 nt
Organism: Lotus japonicus
Lineage: Eukaryota; Viridiplantae; Streptophyta; Magnoliopsida; Fabales; Fabaceae
Product: phosphoglycerate kinase 3, cytosolic-like
Exons: 6
Coding region: 116-1558 (480 amino acids)
Biological process (GO): glycolytic process; gluconeogenesis
Cellular component (GO): cytosol
Molecular function (GO): ATP binding; phosphoglycerate kinase activity; ADP binding
Source: RefSeq, a predicted model, not a curated record
UCCCCUUUUCUAUCUCUCCCAUUUCCACCUCAUAAAAACCCUCCAAACUUUCAACUCUUUCUGCUUUCUCAACUGAAAAAAAUCACACACUCACAUUCCUCUCUCUCUCUCUAGAAUGGCAUCAACGGCAGCAGCACCAACCGCUUUCUCUCUCCUCCGCUCCACCACCACCUCCUCCACCACCACCGCCACAUCCUCCUCCCGCGUCCACCUCUCGUCCACCUUCGGCGUCCGCCCACUCAGGCGGCUGGGAUUCUCGGCGGCGGACCCGUUACUGGCGGUGAAUGUUGCAUCCAGAGUUGCGGCGGUGAGAGGGAAGGGAGUGAGAGCGGUGGCCGCGAUGGCGAAGAAGAGUGUCGGAGACUUGUCCGCGGCGGAGCUCAAGGGGAAGAAGGUGUUUGUCAGGGCGGACCUCAAUGUCCCUCUUGAUGACAACCAGAACAUCACCGAUGAUACCAGGAUCCGUGCUGCCAUACCCACCAUCAAGCACCUUAUUCAGAAUGGUGCUAAAGUUAUCCUUACCACCCACUUGGGACGGCCAAAGGGUGUCACUCCCAAAUACAGCUUGGCACCUCUUGUACCCCGGCUCUCCGAACUCAUUGGCAUCCAGGUUGUCAAGGCUGAUGACAGUAUUGGUCCAGAUGUAGAAAAGCUGGUGGCUUCUCUUCCAGAUGGAGGUGUUCUACUUUUAGAAAAUGUGAGGUUUUACCCUGAGGAAGAAAAGAAUGACCCUGAGCAUGCAAAAAAACUUGCCUCUCUAGCAGAUCUGUAUGUUAAUGAUGCCUUUGGUACUGCUCACAGAGCACAUGCAUCAACAGAGGGGGUCACUAAAUACUUGAAGCCAUCUGUUGCUGGUUUUCUUUUGCAAAAGGAACUUGACUACCUUGUUGGGGCAGUAUCAACCCCAAAAAGACCGUUUGCUGCCAUUGUGGGUGGUUCCAAAGUUUCAUCUAAAAUUGGAGUGAUUGAGUCACUUCUAGAAAAAGUUGACAUCCUUCUUCUUGGUGGAGGAAUGAUCUUCACAUUUUACAAGGCUCAAGGCCUCUCAGUGGGUUCAUCCCUUGUAGAAGAAGAUAAGUUGGAACUUGCUACAACACUAAUUGCAAAAGCCAAGGCAAAGGGAGUGUCGCUCUUGUUACCUAGCGAUGUGGUGAUUGCAGACAAAUUUGCUCCUGAUGCAAACAGCAAGAUCGUGCCAUCAUCUGCCAUCCCUGAUGGGUGGAUGGGAUUGGAUAUUGGUCCAGAUUCCAUUAAAUCAUUCAGUGAUGCAUUGGAUACUACCCAAACCAUCAUAUGGAAUGGACCCAUGGGAGUGUUUGAGUUUGACAAGUUUGCUGUUGGGACAGAGGCUAUUGCAAAGAAGUUGGCUGACCUUAGUGGAAAGGGGGUGACAACUAUUAUUGGAGGAGGAGAUUCAGUUGCAGCUGUGGAGAAAGUAGGAGUUGCUAGUGUCAUGAGCCACAUAUCUACUGGUGGUGGUGCAAGUUUGGAGUUAUUGGAAGGCAAAGAGCUUCCUGGUGUCCUCGCUCUCGAUGAAGCCGUACCAGUCGCCGUGUAAGACAAUUUUCUUCAGCUUGGAAGUUUAACCCACCUUGGGGUUCAAUGUUCUCACAACCUUGUAAAAGAGCUUAUGUUGUAGGACCCUUCCGAGUUUGUUAGUGUAAAUUUUAUCAUGCUUGAGUUAUUUGCUUCAUUCAUAAAUCACAUGUAACUGUAAACCCAGCUGAGAGCCAUAAAUUCAAAUAAAUCCAGUAGUUGCUACCUACCACAAA